UUUUCCACAUGAUUUACAUUGUUUUCCCUUUGCAAGACAGGAAGAUUGACCUCACGUAUGUGGGUAUGCGCCUCCACAAUUGUAGCAUGUGCGGUUUGUUUAGUUUAAGCUGGCCGUGUUUGUGCGAUCUGUGCUGGGCGAUGCGGUUCACAAUCGCGUGGUCUGUAAAUGGGUCAUCAGUGAGCUUGGCUUGUUCAAUGCCUGUAGCAUGCAGCUCGGAAGUUUCUAGUGUUUUACUGAAAGCUAACAGUUCGGUCAAGGAGAGUCUCCUGUCUGCAUGCUCUGUUUCUAUUGGACAAGAACAAAGCAAGACAAACCAGUGUGCCGAUCUGGUUGGUGAAGACCAGCCUCUCUGCUCAGACCUCCCAGAGCUCGACCUUUCUGAACUAGACGUCAGUGACCUGGAUGCAGAUAGCUUUCUGGGUGGACUAAAGUGGUACAGUGACCAAUCAGCAAUCAUUUCCAAUCAAUAUGGCAAUGAAUCAUCUAACUUGUUUGAGAUAGAUGAGGAAAAUGAGGCCAACUUGCUGGCAGCUCUUACUGAAACCCUGGACAGUAUCCCAGUGGAUGAGGAUGGAUUGCCUUCAUUCGAAGCGUUGGCAGAUGGGGACGUGACCAAUGCCAGCGAUCCCAGCCGCCCAUUGACACCCGAUGGCGCCCCUCCAACCCCAGAGGCAGAAGAGCCGUCUCUAUUGAAGAAGCUCCUGCUGGCACCAGCUAACUCUCAGCUCAGUUAUAAUCAAUACACAGGUGGCAACGCACAAAAUCAUGCACCUAAUAAUCAUAGAAUCAGACCAACCCUUGCUGUUGUCAAGACGGAAAAUGCUUGGAACAGCAAGGCGAGGGCAGGCUGCCAGCAGCAGCAGCUGCAGGACAAGCGGGUGAGGCGCCCGUGCUCAGAGCUACUCAAGUACCUGACUGCCAGUGAAGAGCCUGUACACACCAAACCUAGUGAACAGAAAAGCAUCAGCAGUAAGGACAAAAGCAGCGCUUCGUCGUCAUCUUCUUCUUCUUCUUCUUCUUCUUCCUCAUCCUCCACCAAAAAGAAGCCGCAGCUGCAGUCUCAGCAGCAGUCGCAUCACCAGCAAGCCAAACCAACCACCUUGCCACUUCCUUUGACCCCAGACUCUCCAAAUGACCACAAAGGAUCUCCGUUUGAGAAUAAAACCAUUGAACGCGCAUUGAGUGUUGAGCUUUCUGGAACAGCAGGUCUGACACCUCCCACCACUCCACCUCACAAAGUCAGCCAAGAUAAUCCUUUCAAGCCUUCAAUGAAGCCCAAGUCAUCGCCAUGCAGCUCUUCAGCCCCCCCAUGCAAAAUGCCAUGCUACAGUGAUUCCUCCACCUGUUCCCUGGCAAUCAGCCCAGUAAAGAAGGGUCCUGAACAAACAGAACUGUACGCCCAGCUUAGCAAGGCAUCCGCAUUGCCUGGGGGGCAGGAAGAGCGAAAGGGGAAACGUACCACCACGCGUUUAUUUGGUGAUCAUGACUACUGCCAGUCCUUAAGCACAAAAGGGGGCGUUUCCUUUAACCGGUCGCAGGACCCGCAGGAUGACAGGCAUCAGGAAUGUAGAGACUCCCCAUCCUCUGCUGUGCAACAGCGGAGUCAUUUCUUGCCUGAACAUGACCAGCGGAACAGUAGGGAAGGGAGGCAACAACAACAGCAGCACCAUGAAGGGAAGCAGGUUGACAACAGCCACUCGAACAGCAGGAAACCGCUUCGAGACCAAGAAAUCCGGGCGGAACUCAACAAGCACUUUGGUCACCCCAAACAAGCCAUUUACAUUGAGGAGGUGGAAAAGGCCGUCAGCCGCCAGGCAGAGAGGGACUCUGGAGAUGAGUAUUAUUGUAAACUGCCCGGGUGCAUCCGCCCAGGCCUCCCCUUGGAAGGGAUGUUCGAUGACAGUGAGGACGAGAGUGACAAGUUCCUGUACACCUGGGACGGGACCCAUUCGGACCUCUUGUUUGAAGGCUCUCCUUCCUGCUCCCCUUCCAGCAGCUCCCCUUCACGGGGCUCAGUUUCUCCACCCAAAUCCCUCUUCUCCUCACAGCGUUUUCACCGGCCCAGGUCGACUUCCCGCUCCUGGUCUAGGUCCAGGUCCCACCCCCGGCGACGGUCCUACCCCCGAUCUCCGUACUCCCGUUCAAAAUCGAGGUCCCCAUACAGCAGGUCCUCAUCACGAUCUCGACACGACAACGAUUCAAGCCACAGUAGACCCAGGUCCCACAAAAGUCCUCAUUCACAUUCACGAUCCCGAUCUAGGUCCCCCUACAACCGGAGGCCCAGGUAUGAUAGCUACGAGGAAUACCAGCACGAGAGGCUAAAGAGGGAGGAAUAUAAACGGGAUUAUGAAAAACGUGAAUACGAAAGAGCGAAACAGAGAGAGAGACAGAGGCAAAAAGCAAUUGAGGAGCGCCGUGUCGCGUAUGUGGGCAGGCUCAGGUCUGACAUAACCCGCACAGAGCUGAAGCACCGCUUUGAAGUUUUUGGCGAAAUCGAAGAGUGUACAGUAAAUCUGAGAGAUGACGGGGACAAUUUUGGUUUCAUCACCUACCGCUAUACUUGUGAUGCCUUCGCUGCCCUUGAAAAUGGACACACCUUACGCAGGUCAAAUGAACCUCAGUUUGAGUUGUGCUUCGGGGGACGCAAGCAGUUCUGCAAAUCUAAUUAUACAGACUUAGAUUCCCAUUCUGAUGACUUUGACCCAGCUUCCACUAAAAGCAAGUAUGACUCCUUGGAUUUUGACAGCUUGCUGAAGGAAGCACAGCGUAGCCUGCGUAGGUAACAAGCCCCAAACUUGCCAUCGACAGAGGGAUUCCUAAUGCCUCAUGGAUGUUCUGUAAUUCAGCAAUGAGAGACUAUCAGAAGUUUGGAACACUACGUAUCGAAAAAAUAAAUAAAUAACGUUUACAUGAACAUAGCUGUUGAAGAACUGAGAAGAAAGAGUAUUGAACCAACAAAACUUCCUAUCUGAACAGAGAACACAGUGCUUUGGAACAUGAAAAAUGUGGACUGAAGGCCUUCCAUGUUCUACAAACGAACAGCUUUUUUGACUUGUGAAUAUGUGCAGCUUGUUCAGUUGUGUUUUUUUUUUUUUCCUGAUGUUUGGAUGUGGUGUUACACUAUUAAUAAGAGUUGGGAAUACAUAACUGGGGUGAUUCAGAUAUCUAUAUUUACUACAUUGUGCAAAAAUGUAGUUACAUAUUUACAGAUGUUAAAUGGAAUUUUUUAUUUUAUUUUGUGUACAUAUCUGACAAAGUUCUUUAUUUGUUACAGCUAUGCACUGUAAAAUGCAGCCUUCUUUUCAAUGAUGCUGACAUUUUCUUAAUCAAGAAUGUUCAACUGUAGUUAUUACGAUGAUAGUGAUGACGAUGGUGACCUGAGACACUUAUUGUACCCAAACAUGUUUAGAAAUACAGAUGCUCUGAUCUGAUUGUAUAAAUAUGCGUGUGUGGAUCUGGGGAGCACAUGAACUCCUUCUUUUCUUUUAUUUCAUAUGUCAAGGCUGUUGUUACCCAUGUCUGCUGGAGUUUGUGUACGUAUUUUCUCUGUUGCAUAGUCAGUGCUCUACCACAUAUUGUAAAAAUACAUAUUGUAAAAUACAUAUCUAUCUAUCUAUCUAUCUAUCUAUCUAUGUCUGUCUGUCUCUAUCUAUCUAUCAGCUUAGGGAACUGUAACAUAUUCAGUGAUCACUUUAUUUAUUUUUUUUCCACUAUGCAUUGCCCUCUUCUGUGGCAUAUACCUGUUAUUGGUAAUCAUUUUUUUUUUCUCAGCCCUAUUUAUCAAUAUUUAUUUUUACAAAAAAAAAUUUGUACGUUUUAAAACAUGCAUAACCUGCAUUAUAUUAAACUAUUUAUUCUGUUAAUUAUUUAAUUAAAUAUUUAAUCAAGGAGGGGGAAAAAAAACAUGUAUGCAUACAAGUUAAGCAUAGUGUUCCUUUUAUGCCUUUUUGUUUUAUAGAUGAUCAAAUCAUAAGUUAACCUAGCUGGAUACAACUGCAUUUGUUCUGUUCAGAGUUCACUGUCUAUAGCUGUCACAGUUUGCUUUAUUUUGGAUCCUGAUUUGUGUUAUUGUUUAUUUAGAUACAUUUUUAACAGUCAUAAAGCAAUAAAUACAAGUUUUGACCUUGUUGUACUAGUAUACUCCUCAAUCACUGCUCUUGCUGUUGUUUUGUAGAUAACAACGCCGGUAUUUUAACUUGCUUCAAUAUGUGAAUGCCAAACAAAGGUUUACAAUUUUCUUUCCUGGAUUUUUAAAUCUUCUCUUUGAUGUAAUAAUAAUAAUAACAAUGAAAGAAAAAGAAAAAAAAAACAAAGCAAUAAAUUAUUUUUUAAAAAUCACAUUUUAACUUAUUACGUUGUGUGUAUCUGGACCGGACGCAUUACCCAGUUUGCUCGCCAAAACAUGUUAGGAGUUUAUUCCAAUUUGUUUUAGCACAAUGUCCUUUUAAUAAUGUUUGACAGAUAGUCUAGGUGUCUGUGUCAGCAUUUUACACUGUAGUUAAUAUUCAUGUUGUCUUUCCUUUCAUAGCAAAAAAUAUAUGAGAUUGAAUAUUUUGGAAGAUUAAGUAUUCCCUAAUAUAGAUGCUCAAUCCUCUUUAAAAUACUGAAUUCACCUGCUGAUGGUUGCACUAAAUUAACCAUACCAGUGAUCCAUUCCUUUCACAACCCUAAACUAAAUUGUGUAUCCUUUGGUGUCUGGAAUUUACUUGCAGUGAUGUCUGGAUAUCAAAGUACCCUUUUAGUGUUUGACAAAAGGCAGCCUACAAUGAUGUCCCGUUGAUUGUGCUUCCUUAUUGCACUUAGCGUUCAGGUUAUGAGAAAGCUAGAUUUACAUCAAAAGUUCUGGAAAACCUCUGGACAAAAGCUUAUUGAUCACUGUAUACUUUUCAUGAAGUCAGCCUGUGUAGAUGAAAGCUCUUUAUUUCAGGUUAUACAAGACAACCCCCAGUAAAAUAAUAUGAAUACCUUCUUUUUUUGUCCUGUCUGGAGCUUGGGUAAUGGUGUCCUGUCCCAUUUGAUAGCUGUGGCUUUAAUCAUUGUAAUAUAAAAUCUGCUUUGUAAAUUGCCUAGAGUAGCAAUAUAAUAUAACACUUGAUGAUUCAAGAUUUUAACUGAGUGACAGACUUUUUAAUAAUGUCAAAUACUGGAAUAUGGCACUGCUUUAACGUUUGUGGGUGAACGUCUUUAUGUUAUUAGGACUAUACUGUGGGAGAGGGAGUGAGAGUUGUCUAUUUGUGUCCUAUCCAGGUUGCCUUUCAUCCGCCAACUCUAUACCAAUACCUUUGUGGUUCUACCCAUUGUAUACAAUUCUUGUGAAUUUUUUUAUGUGCAAGUCUCAUCAGCCUCACCAAGCUAAUAAAGGGAAACAGCUGUUUCAAUGAAUUUA
Molecule: messenger RNA, 5389 nt
Organism: Acipenser ruthenus (sterlet)
Lineage: Eukaryota; Metazoa; Chordata; Actinopteri; Acipenseriformes; Acipenseridae
Product: peroxisome proliferator-activated receptor gamma coactivator 1-alpha-like
Exons: 14
Coding region: 9-2786 (925 amino acids)
Biological process (GO): positive regulation of transcription by RNA polymerase II
Cellular component (GO): nucleus
Molecular function (GO): transcription factor binding; RNA binding
Source: RefSeq, a predicted model, not a curated record